UGGUUCAAUCGUUAGAACGACGUCCCUGAUGUGAGGUGAUAUUGUCUUCGAGUUUGUGACACUCACUAAUCUCUUUGAUCAGGAUUCUGGAUUUCUAGUCCAGGAUACUGUUAUCUUCUCUGCUGAGGUUCUUAUAUUGAAAUAAACUUCCAUAAUGCAGGACGUCACUGAUCAAGAAACUGACUCAGGAACUGCCUGUUCUCAGUUGGAUGGAAUUGGGAAGAGGAGCUCAUUCACCUGGAAAGUGGAAUUUCUUGUCCUUCAAGGAAAUAAUGGAAACUAGAAAAUUUUUUCGCAAAUUCUUUCAAGCUGGUGGAUGUGAGCUUCGGAUUGGAGUAUAUGAGUCUUUUGACACCAUAUGUAUAUAUUUGGAGAGUGAUCAGUCAGUUGGCAGUGAUCCCGAGAAGACCUGGAACAAUUCGGUUAUUCAGUUUAUGAAGGUAUCUGACAUGUUGGAAGCUGAUGCAGGAUUUCUGCUGCGAGACACAGUUGUAUUUGUUUGUGAGAUCUUGGACUACUGUCCAUGGUUCGAUUUUUCAGACCUGGAGGUUUUAGCUUCUGAAGAUGAUCAAGACGGCCUGACAACUGACCCUGACGAACUCAUUUAUUCUGAUGACAGUGAAGAUCUAAGUGGAGAUGAAAAAGACAUCUUCAGAAAUCUUCUAUCUGGGGCCGGGUUUCACCUUACUUAUGAAGACAAGAACAUAUAGUAAAAACUGGCUGCGGUUCUGUCUCUGUUGCUGUUUUCGGUGAUCAGGAAUGAUUACUUGUCCUGAUUUGGCUUUAAACUGUAAGGGAACUAGAACUGAAUUUUCACCAAGUAUAUCGUCAAUUUUAAUCAAACUUCUUCUGUUUUAUACCUGUGAGGAUUUCGUGGACACUUGUUAGUCUGCUAUCAGCCUUUUUGCACGUUAUCCCAACUUCACCAAAAUUUUAUUAUAUCAUCUUUUCACUAAACCAUUUAAAAGCUCCCUUUUUGUUUUAAAUUUUGUAUUGAACAUAUCUUCAUCAGAAAUAAUUAUCUAGUCUACCUUAAACGGUGCAAGAUGCUCGAGGCUCAUACUAGUCUUUGAAAAUGUAUUUGUCUCCCUUGAAGCAGUAUCUACUUGCUUAAUUAAUUUUUUUAGCAAUGGCAAUGCAGAUAAGGUAGGCUGGUAGAGCUCAUGGCUCUUGCCUCGCAUGUGCACCCCUUGAUAGCGGCAGCCAAAGCUCUACAUGGCUGUCAUUUUCUGAUUAUUGUUUGAGAGGUGCAUGAAAUUUGCUGCAUUUUUAUCUUUGCUUUGUGAUUAAUAGGUAAGUUUCGCAAUUCUCAUAUGUAGAAAAGAUUUGCUAUGCUUGAAUCGAUCUUUUCUUUAGUUUCUGUAGCUCAUUGCUUCUAAUUAAUACAUUUUGACAAUUGAAUUAGAUCAGAAAGACUUGUUUUAGAAAAAUAAGGAAGAUAUGACUUGGUACUUCCAAAACUUUGAUUUAUUAUUGCUUGUGCACUCUAUGUAUUAUGACAUAUUACUCCUAUUGGAUUAGAGUGACUUGCCAAACAAUCUUUCUUGUAAUAAAGUAACAAGAGAUUGGAGACCAGUAUGCAAUGUGACAAUUGAAUUAGAUUAGUUGGGGAAUUAAUGUGUUGGAAUGUGGAUGUGUGAGGACUAAAAGUUUUUAUUUGGGGGUUGACAAUUUUUAGUAAACACCGAAACUUGUGAAGGAAGUUAGUGUCUUGAGAAAAAUAUGAGAAUUAUCCUAUGUAGCACUUGAAUUUUCUGAUUGUUGUCUUGUGUUAUCCCUUAGAUUAAUAGGAAUUUUUGGUAUAAGUCGAGAUAAGCAGGAGACACUAGCACUAGUGGCAUAUAAAAAAAAGGUAGUGUGAAGUGUGUCCCAUUGACUGCAUCAAAUGAACAAUGUUCAAGAAUCAACACAAAAGCCUUUGUGUGAGCUUUUGGACCAAAGCACUUUCAUUUAAACAGUGCUACAUUUCUUUUGAUCGAGGGCAUCAAACUUAGUGUGUCCAUUCUAGAACUUGCUUGUGUAAUACAUUUUGAGUCCGCAUUCUUGUAAGAUUGGUGCAUGAAAGUGAUAAGGGCACUUAGGAAUACCCCAUUACCUCAAAAGAGCCUACCUUGAAUUCACCCAUAGAAUAACUCAUUUGAGCCUUGGCUUUUCUUUUGUUGGUUAAACCACGUCAUAAGCUAAAUCAUCCCCUUCUUGAUUAUCUCCUAAACUGAUUUUUGAACCCAUUUAAGGGGAUGGUGUUGGCUUAGUUGCUUGUAAAUUGACAUGAAAACGAGUGAAUAACAACGGAUGCAGUGCUAUCCCCAAGGAAACGAAAAAGAGAAAUGGAACGAGGAAAUAAAAAACAAAAAGAACAAAGAGAUGAAGAAAAAGGAGAAGAGAAAGAAGAAGAAAAAAAGAAAGGAAAGAAGAAAAUAUUGAGGAAAAAAAAAAGAAAGGAAAGAAGAAAAUGAGGAAAAAAAAGAAGAAAAAAAAACGAAAGGAAAGAAAAAAAAAUUGAAAAGAAAAAGAAAUAGAAAACGAAAAAAUUGGAGGUGUUUGAUUGUUCAAAUUACUUGAAUCGAGUUGAAUGGCAAUGAGGUUGGAAAGAUAAG
Molecule: messenger RNA, 2597 nt
Organism: Sesamum indicum (sesame)
Lineage: Eukaryota; Viridiplantae; Streptophyta; Magnoliopsida; Lamiales; Pedaliaceae
Source: RefSeq, a predicted model, not a curated record